CCCCGCGCUGUCUCGGCGGCCCAGGGUGAGUCGGCCGCGGCCGCGGGGCGGGGACUGGGAGGGGCGCGGUCCUCCGAGCCCGGCCUGGUGGAGGCUGUAGCCCCCGCAGUGGGCGCGCGGAGCUCGGCAGGGAGCGGACCCGCAGCCGUCACUGUCGCCUCCGCUCGCCUUGGGUUCCGAACCCUUAUCGGGGCGAAGGGCCCUGCGCCCCGGUCCAUGCUGGCUGUGGUCGGGGGCGUGCGGCCGGGCCCCCGAGACCCGCUCCGCCGAGCCGGACGGUUGCGCAGAGAUGAGGCUGCAGGCGGGGAGGCCUGGCGAGGUGGGGCUGCUCCGGGGAGGACCAGGCUCUGCCCCUCGCUUCCGUCCGAUGGCGGGCUCUUCCCGGCAGCCUCGCUCCCCGGCGGACGCCGUUUCCCGCAGCGUUCAUUUACCCUGCGCAGUUUUGCCCCCUCCCCGGGUUGGGGCAUUUAUUGGACCAACAGUCAUUUCGUAAAUAGCUGUUGGGUAUUUAACUGUGAGCGUUCCGGUGCUGGGGACCCCGCAGUGAGCGAACAGCCCGCCUCGCCUCCAGGAGCAUGAAUUGUAAUAGAGAAUUCACUGUCUGUAGCAUCUGCUCCUCCACAGAGGGACCCUGGAAUGGCGAUGGCACUCCCGAUGCCUGGACCUCAGGAGGCGGUUGUGUUCGAGGAUGUGGCUGUGUACUUCACAAGGAUAGAGUGGAGUUGCCUGGCCCCCGACCAGCAGGCACUCUACAGGGACGUGAUGCUGGAGAACUAUGGGAACCUGGCCUCACUAGGCUUUCUUGUUGCCAAACCAGCACUGAUCUCCCUAUUGGAGCAAGGAGAGGAGCCGGGGGCCUUGAUUCUGCAGGUGGCUGAACAGAGCGUGGCCAAAGCCAGCCUGUGCACAGAGGACCCUAAUACACUGCCCAGCAGAAGCCAGGAAGGAAGCCCUGCCAGCUCAGAAGGUGGGCCAGGAGAGAAGGGUGUGGCCGGAAGGGUAGCCGGUGGGGGUGCUGCAUCCUCUUGGCCCCACGGGGAGCACCCUGUCACCCCUAACAGAUGAAGAGAAGGUGAGGGGGGAUUGAGUUACCUGCCCACUGGUGUGUCAAACUCCAUGAUGGGGGUGGGAACAUGCAGACCUGGCCCCUCCAAGGCCCACUGCUCCCCGGGCUGUGCGCCCCACAGUCUGUGCCAGGGGCUGCAGAAAGAGCCAUGGGAAGCCUGGCCCUGGUAGGGCACCAAGAUGGGGAGGGCUGGAUCCACCCUCCAGAGAACAAGAAUCCUGGGCAGUAGCCGGGACAUGGUGGGGGAGGCUGAAGGGUUGUCCCUGAGCAUCCCCAACAUGGAGCUCGGAAGUCUGGGCCAUGGGCAGGAAAGCACGAAGGUCAGGGCCAGCCUGGGGAACCAAGAGCUGUGCCACGAUCCCUUCCACCUGGGGCAGCUGCCCACAUGCCCGCCACUGGGUUCCAUCACCUGAGACUCCUGGCAGGUGCCUCUCUGAGUCUUUGUCCUGUGCUGGAAACUGGGAUGUGCAGCACACAUCUUCACACCCACAGCACGGACAGCGGGAAUAACACUUCCUUUGGGGAUCCAGGGUUUCUGGUGUCUCCAGAUUUUUCAGGCGCCACCAUGUUCCUCUCAUCCAGACGUCAGCACCCAAGGUGGAAGCAGGUCAUGGCAUGCCCGGCCCAGCUGCAGUCCGAGUGCAGAUCCCAUGGCGAGCGUGGGAUCCAGCCCAAAGCACAAGCCACGCACAGCCCGCCAGGUUGAGUGGGCAGGUACCUCCAACAGCCAGCCCAGGUUGAGUGGGCAGGUACCUCCAACAGCCUGGAGCCGUGAGGCCUUGCGCAGGGGCGUUGCCGGCCGUGGAGGUCUCUGGCUGGCAAAGUGGCACCGAAAGAGUCCUGUGUCAUAACCAGACUCACUUGUAGCUUCUGUUGCUCUCCCUAGCUAUUUGCAAAGCAUCCAGGAUAGGUUCAUCUAAAGACAUUCUGACUCAUCUUGGACACGAUCCACUUACUCUGUGGACCCUGUUCACAGAACCUGGAGUCCCUGCUCACCUUCCCCAACCCCUUAUUGCUGGGUCAUGUUCACAAGUUUCUGUCUCUUUUUGUUCCCAGUCCCGGUACCAGCUCAGGUCCAAUCAGCUUCUGAACCUCUACUGUGCAGCGCCUGAGACAGGGUGGGAGAGACACCGACAGUAAAGCUCAGCCAGGUGCAGACUGCAGCCUGGAAGCAAAGGCUGAGACAGGGUGGGAGAGACACCGACAGUAAAGCUCAGCCAGGUGCAGACUGCAGCCUGGAAGCAAAGGCUGAGACAGGGUGGGAGAGACACCGACAGUAAAGCUCAGCCAGGUGCAGACUGCAGCCUGGAAGCAAAGGCUGAGACAGGGUGGGAGAGACACGGACAGUAAAGCUCAGCCAGGUGCAGACUGCAGAAUGGAAGCAAAGGCUGAGACAGAGUGGGAGAGACACCGACAGUAAAGCUCAGCCAGGUGCAGACUGCAGCGUGGAAGCAAAGGCUGAGACAGGGUGGGAGAGACACGGACAGUACGCUCAGCCAGGUGCAGACUGCAGCCUGGAAGCAAAGGCUGAGACAGGGUGGGAGAGACACGGACAGUAAAGCUCAGCCAGGUGCAGACUGCAGAAUGGAAGCAAAGGCUGAGACAGGGUGGGAGAGACACGGACAGUAAAGCUCAGCCAGGUGCAGACUGCAGCCUGGAAGCAAAGGCUGAGACAGGGUGGGAGAGACACGGACAGUAAAGCUCAGCCAGGUGCAGACUGCAGAAUGGAAGCAAAGGCUGAGACAGAGUGGGAGAGACACCGACAGUAAAGCUCAGCCAGGUGCAGACUGCAGAAUGGAAGCAAAGGCUGAGACAGGGUGGGAGAGACACCGACAGUAAAGCUCAGCCAGGUGCAGACUGCAGCCUGGAAGCAAAGGCUGAGACAGGGUGGGAGAGACACUGACAGUAAAGCUCAGCCAGGUGCAGACUGCAGAAUGGAAGCAAAGGCUGAGACAGGGUGGGAGAGACAGGGACAAUAAAGCUCAGCCAGGUGCAGACUGCAGAAUGGAAGCAAAGGCUGAGACAGGGUGGGAGAGACACGGACAGUAAAGCUCAGCCAGGUGCAGACUGCAGCCUGGAAGCAAAGGCUGAGACAGGGUGGGAGAGACAGGGACAAUAAAGCUCAGCCAGGUGCAGACUGCAGAAUGGAAGCAAAGGCUGAGACAGGGUGGGAGAGACACGGACAGUAAAGCUCAGCCAGGUGCAGACUGCAGAAUGGAAGCAAAGGCUGAGACAGGGUGGGAGAGAGACGGACAGUAAAGCUCAGCCAGGUGCAGACUGCAGCCUGGAAGCAAGGGCAGUGCCAUCCUCUUUCGGGGCAUUUCUGGUCACUUCAGUCUGCUGGGGGGAUUCCGUGUCUCACCAGGAGACUCAGGCAUGGACCUGGGUUGCCACUUUCUUCCUGUUACAUGGAUCUCUCUACCAUGCCCCAGACCCAACACCUCAGCCUUCUCAAAGCUGCACUGCAGAAGUUCUAGCCAGAGCAGCCUGGUAAGAGAAAGACGUAAAGAGCAUCCAAAUACUUCCUUCCAAAUGAGGAAGCCAAAUGGUCCUUGUUUGCAUUCAACGUGAUCUUAUAUAUAGAAAACCCUAAAAGCUUUAUCAAAACAUUCUUAGAACAAACAAAUUCAGUAAAGUUGCAGGAUACAAAAUUAACAUACAAAACCCAGUAACAUUUCUACAUACCAAACUACCAAAAAAAACCAGGAAAGCAAUUCCAUUUACAAUAGCUACCAAAACCAAAAAACAAACCUAGGAAUAAAUUUAACCAAUGAGGCUGGG
This is a messenger RNA of Homo sapiens (human), 3847 nucleotides long. It is a transcript of the gene ZNF517, whose product is annotated as zinc finger protein 517. The transcript is spliced from 5 exons. Gene Ontology annotation, cellular component: nucleoplasm; nucleus. The record is from RefSeq and is marked validated. NCBI's taxonomy places the organism in Eukaryota, Metazoa, Chordata, Mammalia, Primates, Hominidae. The coding region runs from base 637 to 1065 and encodes 142 amino acids. Gene Ontology annotation, biological process: regulation of DNA-templated transcription.